Molecule: messenger RNA, 1092 nt
Organism: Trichoderma breve
Lineage: Eukaryota; Fungi; Ascomycota; Sordariomycetes; Hypocreales; Hypocreaceae
Exons: 2
Coding region: 1-1092 (363 amino acids)
Source: RefSeq, a predicted model, not a curated record
AUGCCCGAAGCUGCACCGGAUCUCAAGUCUCCCAAGACCCCCCGACGGCUGAAGACUGGAAGCGAGCCCCCUCGCCAGGUGCACUUCCAGAGUCCAGGCAACACCAAAACACCAACUUCCACCUCUACUUCCCCUCCCUUCUCUUCCAUCCCAACCACUUCCACCACUCCGACCUCGGCCUCGACCGACGAAACCACCAGCAUCCAGCCCGAGAACUUCCCUCAGCUCGCCGCACCGCCUCUCAGCACUCUGGGAGCUGGCCAGUGGCACACGGCCGUCGAUCCGACUCAGAGCGUCAAGUUGCCCGGCCAGCCGUUUGCAGCUUUUGCACCUGGCCAGCACCAACCCGCUCACUUCCUACGCCCACAGCCGCAGCUCUUCAACGGGACAUUCUCUCCUCUUCCGCAGCAGCAUCAGCAGCUUCCUCCUGCAAUCACCUACAUCGGACAUCCGCAGCCCCUGAACAUCGCCAUGGCCGACUACCAAAACGCAGCCCCGAUGCCUGCUGGCAUCAACUUCCAGCCUCCCGUGCCUGAUACGACGUUUGGCCCGAUGCCGCACGUCUAUGUGCCUCGCUUUGACGGGAGCUACAUGCCUGCUGCUGUUCAAGUCGGUCUCCCUUCGCCAACUGUUGCCGGCGUCCCAGUCGCGCACCCAAGCUACGUUGUUGCUCAGCAGCCUGCCGUCGUCCCACAGCCCUUCGUCGGCCAACAGCCUGUCAUGAUCGGCGGACAACCAGCUCCAGCUGCGAUCCCCGUUCAGCAACUGCACACUGUUCCCGCGAUGGGCGUGCCUGGCGUCGGCGGCAUGCCCGUCAUAGCAGGUAAUGGUGGCCAAAUCCCCGAUGUGUCUGGUCUUGGGAGAACCCCUGCAGAGGAAACCGUGCGGCAACUUCAGUUUGCGCACGCGAACAAGUUGUUCGAGCCUCAGGAGUUCAAGCCAUCGGACGAUGACCCAUCUCGUUUCUACUAUGUUCGCGAAGUUGACGGUAAUUGGACCCAGCGCAACCGGUUUACUAUUGACCACCUAGGUGACUGUCGAUGGUACGUCACCGACGAGGGCUGGUUCUACGCCGUACGAAUGCCCAACUAG